This is a messenger RNA of Aspergillus wentii DTO 134E9, 691 nucleotides long. RefSeq lists its product as uncharacterized. The record is from RefSeq and is a predicted model, not a curated record. The transcript is spliced from 2 exons. Lineage: Eukaryota; Fungi; Ascomycota; Eurotiomycetes; Eurotiales; Aspergillaceae. Bases 134 to 592 code for a protein of 152 amino acids.
AAUGCUUGUAUGCUUAGACCAGGUGAAGCUGUAUCGUUGUAGUCCAUAUCGCCAUAUUGCCAUAUCGCCAUAUCGCACCGCAUAGUGGCGAGGAUGGUGCAGGAUGACUGCUGAUGGCUCGCGAUGAGUCAACAUGAGCCAUCAUGAUUUCGGCCAGACAAUCUCCCAACUGAAAACGCAGUGGAAGCAGCAAAUAGAAUAUAUCUCUCAUUCAAUCGCUUUCCUCAACGAGAUGAAGAGCGUGACCUUGAUCCCAGGUGCCUGGAUAUCGCUGCCUUGUCACGUGCCUUACCGCCCGCAUCGCGUCAACGUCAUAACCUCUCCUGCUAUCAUCGUCAAUUCGAUUGGCAUCAGCCAAUUAGGCCUCAUUGCUGCUUUUGACAAUAACUCCUUCAUUACGGGCCGUCUUAGAGCCUUGCUAAAACCAGCCCAGCUUCCUUGCACACUGCAGCUGCAGGCAGUUGGGGUGAGGCCUGGUCUCCUGCGCUGUUCGUCCGCCGCUGUCGAUCUCAGGCCCCAGGUCACCAGAUCUCUGUGUUGGCAAUUGCGAUCACUGGGAUCCUGCCCGUGCUCGAUUCCCCCCGGCAUCUAAACACUGACAAGUCAUCAUCGGUCAUCAUUAUUCAGGUUUAUUGCUUAGCGAUUUUCCCGCCAGUCUAUCCGGAAAUGGCUCUUAGCACAGACAAUGGGU